AUGGCGGCAGAACAGAGACGGCUACUCGAGCAGCUUAUGGGCUCUGGAGCCUCAGCCCAACAUGCUCAACUUUCUCUGUCGGACUCAAAAGUCUGUCGUUCCUACCUCGCCGGCACCUGUCCACACGAUCUCUUCACAAACACCAAGCAAGACAUCGGUCCCUGCCCGAAAGUGCACAGCGAACAGCUGAAGUCCGAGUAUGAGGAGAAAGAGCCAUCAGAGCGAGCAAAGCUGGGCUUCGAAUACGAUUACAUGAGAGAUAUGCAGAAAUACAUCGACGAAUGCAACAGGAGGAUAGAUGCCGCACAAAGGCGACUGGAAAAGACGCCCGAUGAGAUUCGGCAGACGAAUGAGCUGGCACGUACAAAAGCAAAUUUUCUCUCGAGCGCUUUGCUCAAACAAAUCUCUGACCUCACCCAAUCCAUCAAUACCGGCCUUCUCGAAGUCGCCACCCUCGGCGAAUCCUCCUCCAUCUCCCUCGCCGUAACUGAGCACCAUAAGAUCCGCGUCGCGAAAGCCGCAAAAGAGGAGAAGGAGCGCGAAUUGAAAUCUUUGAGUGACACCAGCGGUCCCUCCGGCCAUCAGAAAUUGCAGGUCUGUGAUGUCUGCGGCGCGUAUCUGAGUAGGCUAGAUAAUGAUAGGAGGUUGGCGGAUCACUUUUAUGGGAAGAUGCAUUUGGGCUAUGCGCAGAUGAGGAAGACGUAUGAUGUGUUGCAGAAGGAUAUGAAGGGGCGACCGCCACCUGUGAGGGAUGAGUCGCAGGAUAUGAGGGGAGGGGGAAGGGAUGAGGGCUGGGGUGAUAGACAGGGUGGGGGGUAUGGAGGUAGAGGUGGCUUCAGGGGAGGUUAUGGUAGAGGUGGUGGUGGUGGUGGUGGUGGUGGUGGUGGUUUCAGAGGUAGGGGAAGAUGGUGA
Messenger RNA from Bacidia gigantensis, 912 nucleotides. RefSeq lists its product as uncharacterized. Gene Ontology annotation, cellular component: U1 snRNP; U2-type prespliceosome. The coding region runs from base 1 to 912 and encodes 303 amino acids. Gene Ontology annotation, molecular function: mRNA binding. The record is from RefSeq and is a predicted model, not a curated record. Lineage: Eukaryota; Fungi; Ascomycota; Lecanoromycetes; Lecanorales; Ramalinaceae. Gene Ontology annotation, biological process: mRNA splice site recognition. The transcript has 3 exons.